AUGUCGACUAGAAGGAAAAGCCGUGGUCGCCAAAAGGUCGAGAUGAAAAAGAUGAGCAAUGAGAGCAACCUGCAAGUGACUUUCUCCAAGCACCGUAGUGGUCUCUUCAAAAAAGCUAGUGAGCUUUGCACCCUUUGUGGUGCAAAAGUUGCUCUUGUUGUUUUCUCACCUGCCGAGAAAGUAUUUUCCUUUGAUCACCCCAAUGUUGAUAUAGUCAUAGACCGUUAUCUCUCACUGGCCUUGCCCCAACACAAUGGCACUAUGCAAUUUAUUGAGACUCAUCAUAGUGCCAAUGUGUGUGAGCUCAAUAAAACCGUCACUCAAGCCAUUAACCAGCUCCACGUUGAGAAAAAGUGUGGCGAUGAGCUGAACAAUUCGUGCAAGGCGACUGAGGCUCAGUUUUGGUCGGCUUGUCCUAUUGAUGGAAUGAAUAGAACCCAACUUGAACUUUUCAAGAAGGCUUUGAAGGAGUUGAAGAAACUUGUUGCUCAACAUGUUGAAAGGAUUGUGAUUCACGGUGCAUCUACCCAAACCCUUCCAUUCUUUCUUGAAAAUUCUUUCACCUCUAAUAACUCUGUCCCUCCUCAUCAACAACAAGUUCAAAUGUAUCCACUCCAAUUUUUUCAAAACCCUGUUACGCCACCACCUCAUUUGUUUGACUUCAACAAUAUGGGAGUAGGAUAUGGGCCCACCAAAUUCUUUUGA
Messenger RNA from Cicer arietinum (chickpea), 705 nucleotides. RefSeq names its product agamous-like MADS-box protein AGL62. Gene Ontology annotation, molecular function: RNA polymerase II cis-regulatory region sequence-specific DNA binding; protein dimerization activity; DNA-binding transcription factor activity, RNA polymerase II-specific. Lineage: Eukaryota; Viridiplantae; Streptophyta; Magnoliopsida; Fabales; Fabaceae. The record is from RefSeq and is a predicted model, not a curated record. Gene Ontology annotation, biological process: positive regulation of transcription by RNA polymerase II.